GUGACUUCGUCAAAGUAAACGUUAGAUUUUAUUUUAGUAUUAAUUAAUUAGUAAAUAAUAUGGAACAAAAAGAUGAAGCUUGUGAAAAUAUGUUGGAUCCGUGUAAAAUAGAAUACGCCAGUUCAAAAAAGGAUUUCAGCUCUAAAAUCGGUUAUGUUUUAAAUAAUAUUACUGUAGAACCUGUGCUGUUACUUGUCCAGGCUUCAUCAAUAUUGACAAGUUUAACCACUCAAAAUUUAAAUCUACAAAAAGCAUGUCGAGUGAAUUUAAAUUACAGCGAUGAAAUAUGUACCGCUAUAGAAAUUAAAAAUACAACUUUUUAUAAAAAUGAAGAACUCGAAGUACAACAAUUGGUAACAAAUAUGCUAAUAUGGCAAACUAUAAUACAAUGCAGCGUACCAUGUGUACUAGUGAUAUUUAUUGGUUCCUGGAGUGACCGGCAUAAAAAACGAAAACCUUUCAUCUUAAUACCAAUUAUUGGAGAAUUAAUAAGAAACAUUGGAUUAAUUUUGUGUGUAUACUUUUUCUAUGAAUUACCGAUGGAAAUAGCAGGCCUGGUUGAAUCAAUACCAAUGGCUUUUUCGGGAGGAAUGUCUGUUUUAUACUUAGCUGCAUUUUCCCACGUUAUAGAUAUUAGUACUGUAAAAAAUAGAACUCUUAGAGUUGGACUUUUAAAUAUAUCUUUUGGAACUGCAUGGCCAGUUGGUGCUGCUCUUUCUGGGAUCAUAUACCAUAAAUUUGGUUUUUAUGCUGUGUAUGGCUUAUCUUCAAUAUUAUUCAUGAUAGGUCUUAUUACUGGAUUUUCACUUGUUAACGACCAACCAAAAAGUUCAAAAAAUAACAAGCUUAUCGAAAAGAAACAAAUGUGUAUGUUGGACUUUGUAGAUUUUUUCAAUGUUAAACACAUAAAAACUGCUUGGAAUGUUACAUUUAAGAAAGGACCAAACUCGAGAAAAGCUAAAAUUAUUAUGUUACUUAUACUUUUCUUAAUUGUGGAUGGUCCUAUACAAGGAAUCAUUGCAGUUGAAUACAUGUACACUCAAUUAAGAUUUAAAUGGGAUGAGGUCGACUAUAGUUUAUUUUCAACAAGUGUAUUCCUAAUAAAUAUAACAGGUAUCUUGUUAACAAUCAGCGUACUCACCAAAAUAUUAAAAAUGGAGGAUUCAUUAAUAGGACUGAUUGCUGUUACUUGUAAAGUGAUCGGAGGUUUUAUAUUUUCAUUUGCCUCUACAGAGUAUAUGUUUUACUUUGGAGCGUUUGUUGAAAUGAUGUUUUCUGCGUCAUAUAUUGCUCCAAGAGCUAUAAUUUCAAAAAUUGUACCACAAGACGAAAUUGGCCAAGUGUCGUCAAUUAUUGUUGUCAUACAAACAGUGUCACCAGUAAUUUAUAAAACAUUAUAUGGCAUUAUUUAUAAGCUUACGAUGAAGAUAUUUCCAAGUUUCUACUAUGUGUUCACCUCCUUAUUAGUUAUGCCAGCAAUUUUCGUUUACUUGUGGAUAUAUCAACAAAGUAAACGAUCAAAUAACAAAGUGAGAUUAUGAUAGUAAAAUAAUUUAAAGUUUUAUAAAAAGUAGAUGGUGAAUAAUUAACCAUAUGGUUCAUUAUUAUAAAACGUUAUUUUUUACUUAUAUUUUAUUAAAAACUUCUUACACUAAGGAAUUAUUUUAAAACCAGUUAUACACAAAAAACAACUGCUUUCAUUUGCCCAACACGAAAGCGAGUAUUUAACAACUGUCAAAUUUAUUACAAAAGAAGUAUAUAAGAUCUUAGUGUGUAUAUUUCUCAUUAUAUAUGCGUAAUUGAUAUUUAUGGAAAAUUUUCACUUAUUUAUUAUUUAAUAGAGCGUUCAUUAAUUUUAAGGGAAACAAUUUUCUAGUUAUGUAUAAUUAUAAACUAUGCAUACAUUAGAUUUCUAUAGUGCAUUAAUUGGGGUAAUUUUACCUUUGUACUGUAUGAGUUAAUCACAAAAUUAACGAGGUAAGUACUCGUUUAUAAGCUAUUUCAUAUUGUAUUCUGCACAUACAUUUCAAUAUUACGGAAAUGUUCGGGUAUUGUAAAUAGAAAACGUAUUUACCUAUUGACUAUGCAUUGUUGUCUAAUUAUUGAAUAAGUACGUUUAUGUUGCCAUCUAAAUUAUGACUAAAAUUAAUAAAUAAUUACGCAUGUAAAUAUGUUUGAAUAGAUUUCAUGUAUUUUUUGUUCCUACCUACCUAACCUAAUCUAUUGUUUGUUGAACUUGAAUAACUUUGUAACACAUUUUUAUUGUAAACAUAUACAGCAUAAUUUUAUUUUAUUCCACUAUAGUUAUUUAAGUUUUUAAUUUUAAGUUAUUUUUCCUAAGUACUUUACAAUUACAUAUGAUUUAUAUUAUAAAUCAUGUUUUUUUAUUCAACGAUUAACCAUUUUUCCUGUAACCACUUUUUAAUUUUAAUUAUUAAAUAAGAAUUUGUUAUGUAAUGUAAUCAUUUUUUUUUUUUUUGCAAACGUGUAAUAUAAAUUAAGUAUUUUUCAUUUUUUAAAAUGGUUAUUUUAUUAUUAUUAUUAUUGUUAUUGUUAUUAUUAUUUUAUUUAUUUUUUAUUAACAUAAUCGUGUAAUAUAACUCAAAAGACAGUUAACCAAUGAAAGCUUAAAAAUGUUUUUUUUACAUUUUAAAUAUUGGUAACUUGUAUUUACUAUUUUCUAAAAAAAAAAUUUAAGUAAUAAAUUGAGCAGAUUUUUAUCAUGUUUAAAGCAAAAC
This is a messenger RNA of Daktulosphaira vitifoliae (grape phylloxera), 2738 nucleotides long. RefSeq lists its product as uncharacterized. The coding region runs from base 60 to 1541 and encodes 493 amino acids. The transcript has 7 exons. Gene Ontology annotation, biological process: transmembrane transport. Lineage: Eukaryota; Metazoa; Arthropoda; Insecta; Hemiptera; Phylloxeridae. Gene Ontology annotation, molecular function: transmembrane transporter activity. Gene Ontology annotation, cellular component: membrane. The record is from RefSeq and is a predicted model, not a curated record.